Messenger RNA from Cinara cedri, 1260 nucleotides. The record is from the annotation of a GenBank genome assembly. Lineage: Eukaryota; Metazoa; Arthropoda; Insecta; Hemiptera; Aphididae.
CCAACAUUGAAUUCAUUAUUCUUAAUUAUAACUAAUAAUAUUAUAUUAUAUUAUAUUAAUAAAAGAAUGACCCAUAAUUUCAUAAAGAGAAAUUUGCUAGAGUUGGCAUCAUGGCAUGGUAGGUAUUUAUACAAUGUGUAAAGUUACUCGCGUCAAGCACAUUGGGUUUUAAUUAUUUUUACAAAAAAAAAAAUCAAACAAAUUAAAAAACCUAAUAUACAGUGAAACCUCCACUAACAGACACCUCCCAAUAGUGGACACCUGUCAAUAGCGGACGUUUUUUGGGGAACGAGGACAUUUUCACUACUUUUCAAUGGGAGAACCUCCGAAUAGCGGACAUUAUUUUAAUCUUUAUUUGAAAAUAAUACGUAUUCGUAUGUACUCUCGGAAAAAGAACGAUUGACUGUGCUAUUGUGCUGUAAUAUGAUAGGUGAGUUUGAAUGUCCUCUCGUCAUAGGUAAGGCAAAACGACCGCAAACUUUCAAAAAAUUAGAAGUUAAUAAAUUCCCCGUUGACUGGUGUUGGAAUAAAAAGGCCUGUAUAAAGACACAGAUUAUGACAGACUGGCUUAUGAAAUUUGAUAAAAAAAAUGAUAAAAAGUCAAAGAAAAGUACUACUUUUUGUCGACAAUGCAGCUCCUCAUCCCCAUCUUAAACUGCAAAUGUCGAGCUAGUCUUUCUUCUCCCAAAUAUGAUGUAUCACUGCCAACCUCUGGACCAAAGCAUAAUCCAACAAUUUAAAAAGCUCUAUCGUAAGCAACUGUUACAAAAAGCUGUUGCUGAUUUGGAUGCUGGAGACUCUGGUGCUAUAAAUAUUUUGGACGCUGUGUAUUGGGUGGCUUCUGCUCAAGCCCAAGUCAAGCCUGAAACUGUAAAAAAAUGCUUCUUGCGAUGUAGUUUCAGUCACCAAGACGAUGAACAAUUAGGACAAACAAUUGAUACCGGAGAACAAUCUGUAAUAGAUGAAGAACUUUUAGCUCUCAUCACACUGAUUGACAGCAGUGUUGAAGUAGAGACAUAUUUUAAAUUAGACAAACUGGUGUCCACUCACGACACCAAUCUAACAAACAUCGAUGAUCCUGAUGAGUCUGAUGAGCCCAAAAGUGAGGAUGCAGACGAGACUGAAGAAGCAGAAACUUCAAAAUAUCAAGUUAUUAGUUUACAGAAUGCUUUGUCUGCUGUAAAGAACGUAAUUCAUUUUAUUUUAUCAAGAGGUAAAGAACAGUUCUAUUUUUACUUCUGCUGUAACAUAAGCGAAUAA